AUGACCGGCACACCGGGCUCUCCCCGCAGCAUCGACGACGACUUUACUCAUAUAACUAAUUCGAUGGUCUCAAUCAAACCUCCGUCGCCCCCCGUCGAGACGGAAGCUGAGCGAGAUGAGCAAGCGAAAUAUAGACUUGUAUAUUCAAAAUCAAAGGUCUAUGUGCACCCUACGGCCUACGCACGAGACAACAUACCCGGGUUCAUUAGCAUCGUCAAGAGAGAUGCCAUCAGCCCAACUUAUUUUCUUGCUUGGGUCCCCGAAACUCUCCUGGGCGAGCGUGGUAACGAUGAGUGGUCCAAGUUCUUGCGUGUAGAGGCCGAGUAUGGCUCCGGUGGACACAGCCUAGAUGAAGAAGAAGAUGCGGUGAUCAUUAAACCACCCAUACCAAAGGGCGAAUCCUAUGCGUUUUCUAUACCACUUUCCUCUAUCUACAGUGCCGUAGUUCAGCUGCCAACUAUUUCUUCGUGGUACGGGUCCAUGACCUUUAAUCUGACUUCUGGAGCUACACUUCAGACCAUCUAUUUCCACGACGAGGAAUCCCGGUCUAUCAGCCAACUCACACCCAAGAACCGUGCAGCUAGUGGCAUCGCCAGCUGGGGCGGCGAAGAUUUGCUUCAGCGUCUCAAAUCUUACUGCCAUAUAUUGAAAUCAUCUUUGCAGCCCAAUUUGUUCCUCUUUGACCCAUCUAAACCCGACAUAGAGGCUCACACAAUGGUUUUAUUUGAUGACGAUGCUGCAGACCUCAUCAUGGCUCAAUCAACAGACUCGCCUAUUCCUCAUCAUCGACGUCCUAAUCGUCCAUCUCGUUCCUCGGGCUCGUCAAGUGGCUCUGUUCCCUCUCCACGGCUUACACCAAAUGGCUCGCCAGCCCCCUUCCCAAAUCCACGGUAUUCUACCCGUACUUCUGUGUUACACGAGACCUUGCCCGUAUAUCCCCCAACUAGCUUUGCUCCCCUCACCUCUCCUUCGCGCAACUCACUCCUUCAAUCAUUUUCUCAGUUGACCCGAGCAACUCGACACGCAGCUCAGCAAAUCCUUUCCCACCCACUUGCUCAGCCUAUUGUUCCACAUCUACCAUCUCCAAUGCAGAGUUUUGUCAAUGCGAGUGGCGAAUGGGCUGGGUUACUCGAGAAAGGCGGGAUGGGAGAAUUCGAGUCUGCAAGAGUAUAUUUGGCGAGGUGGGCUAGAGUUGUUGCUGAGGAAGGUGAACGAGCUAGGAGAAGAGAAGUGAGGGUCGUGGGGGGUUCAGGAAAUGAGAGAGAAGAAGGGGAACUAGGAGUGUUUGAGCUACUUGCGAAAUCGGCCAAUUUACCCACGCCUAAAUCGACGAGGAAUCCCAAGAACGCAAUUGACAAAGAUACAUGGCUAGGGUGGUUCGACGAGACAGGGAGACCGACAAUCUCGGAGGAAGACAUGCGCAAGGAGGUGUUUAGACGGGGCUUUUCAACGUUAGAGGCACGAAGAUUGGCAUGGCCGAGUGUAUUAAAUGUCCUGCCAUGGGACACGGAUCAACAAACUAGAGAGAAUAUGUGGGCUGAGAAAAAAGCUUUAUAUGAGGAAAUCAAAGGUCAAUGGUUUGAGGUUGAAGAGGUUUUAAAGCGCCCUGAGGUGGCGGAAGAGAGGCAUCGAGUGGAUGUGGAUCAAAUGAGAACGCUGCGCAAGCCGCAGCAACGAGCAUGUGGACCGCCUAGGGUUAUCUUGCUGACCUACAACUUUUACGAGAAGGAACUUGGCUAUGUCCAAGGCAUGUCCGAUCUGUGUGCUCCUAUCUAUGUCGUGUGUGGUGCAGACGAGGUCAAGACAUUUUGGUGCUUCGUGGAGGUUAUGGAACACAUGGCACUUGGAAAGGGCCGACGCUUUGAACCUGUUCUUCUGCUUCAGAUGGGUCUGAUCGCAUUUAAGCGUGAAUUCCCGUUUGACGAUGUAAUGAGGCUCUGGGAAAUUCUCUGGACAAACUACUAUACCAACCAAUUUGUGUUAUUUGUUGCUUUGGCUGUGUUAGAAUCACACAGGGAUGUGAUUAUGCGGUAUUUGGUUGAGUUUGAUGAGAUACUCAAAUAUUGUAAUGAUCUGAGUAUGACGAUUGAGCUCGAUUCAACUCUCGCCCAAGCGGAGGUGUUAUUCCUGUCCUUCCAACAGAUCGUUUCUGAUAUUGACCGCCGUCAAGCCGAACAGAGUCUAUCGUCGUCUCCUGAAGGGCUACGACGUAGGCGUGGGGACAGUAGACCUGGCUCCCCUAUUAGUCUUCCUGCUGGAGCGAGCGAAGAAGACAGGACCCGGGCUGCGUUGAGUAUGUCGCUUAUAAGCGACAAUUUGAGGGAGCUUUUGAAGAGGUAG
Rhizoctonia solani is the source of this 2340-nucleotide messenger RNA. RefSeq names its product GTPase-activating protein GYP7. Gene Ontology annotation, biological process: activation of GTPase activity. The transcript is spliced from 17 exons. The record is from RefSeq and is a predicted model, not a curated record. Gene Ontology annotation, molecular function: GTPase activator activity. Bases 1 to 2340 code for a protein of 779 amino acids. Lineage: Eukaryota; Fungi; Basidiomycota; Agaricomycetes; Cantharellales; Ceratobasidiaceae.